This is a messenger RNA of Penicillium atrosanguineum, 432 nucleotides long. RefSeq names its product Formyltetrahydrofolate deformylase. The coding region runs from base 1 to 432 and encodes 143 amino acids. NCBI's taxonomy places the organism in Eukaryota, Fungi, Ascomycota, Eurotiomycetes, Eurotiales, Aspergillaceae. The record is from RefSeq and is a predicted model, not a curated record. The transcript is spliced from 2 exons.
AUGACCAAGAAUGGCGUCGACAACUUGUAUUGCUUGAAGGGCAGCACCGACCGUGCAGCUCCUGUGGUGGUGGUUAGCAACUCUGGGAUCGCUUUGUCGACUCCCUCCUCCCUCGCCAGGAGAACCAGGGCUAUCGCCUCGAGCGAUAGCUGUGGUUCCUGGCCGUCGCUUGCCGAGCGUGAGCUCUCUGUGUAUACUACAUCCGCGACUGCUUUGUUUAUGGGCGCAAACGACGGUCGGUUUUGGGCGAUGCAGAAGGUGGCAGUUGAACUGCGUGCUGCUGAGCCGAGGGUCGUCUACCACGCCGGCCCAAUGUUCAUAAUAGAGCAGUCGGAGCCUUGUGUGGAUAUUAUCGUUAUCACAGAGUUCCUGAGCAUGAGGGUCAAAUGUGUACCUAGGCACCUAGGCACGCUACGGGAUUUAGAAGAUUGA